CGACAAGGGGGAGGAUACUAGUUGUAACGAUUCGAUGGGCCUGGCUGAAAUUGUGAUCGAUUUCUGGAAAAGCAUUGGUUAAUGAUCUUCGUUGAACUCGGUCUUAUCGUUGUUUACCUUGUAGGGUCAGGGUGAUAGAUUGUUCAAGCUUUUCCAAUUCCUCAGUUAGCGUCAAGGGACGCUGGGACGUGGACGAUGGCCGAGACAUGUUCGCUGUCAAUGAGCUCUUACAUGUAUAGCAACAGCAGUGGUGGUGGUAAACAGAUGCUCAAUCAAGCACAAUGUUGAUGUCCGACACGGAGGGGAAAAACAACGGAAUGCCCAAAGCGGAUGGUAGGGUUUCCGGAUAAGGGCUGUGUUGACGUCACGUGGCGGGCCGCGGGGUGCCGCGCAUCUGAUGACGCUCACAUCGCCUUCCUUUUACUUGGCUGCCUGGCAUGGUCAGUUAGAGGAGGGAAGCGACACAAUUUGACCACGGGAGGUCAAGAUGCCAACACCGGUUGCAAAAGGAAUAAUUAUCACUGUUUCAGCCCUUGUUGCUGCGGGCAUUGCAGUUUAUGAAUCGCCUCAGUUUCGAGAAUGGGUCAACACUUCGCGACGCAAGAUUGCCGUCGCAUUGCAUAAUCUCGGCGAUGAGAUCCACCCUCGAACGUCUGCCUCACCUACGAGGCAAGAUAUAUCUAUGACUGAAGAGCUGGGUCCGGAAGCUGAAGAGCGUAGGCGGAUAGCAAGGGAAGAGCUCCAACGACGACGUUCUGUGCUCGAGGAACACCGAAAAAGAAGGGAAAGUGCCCCGGCAGGAUCGUUCGAUGCGCUUGUUGAUGAUAAUGGCUGUUUGCUUCGGACUGACAGCCCAGAACCUCCUCGAGGACUGGGUAAGGGUAGCUCUACCGCCGUAGAGAUGACAGCAUCCCAGGCUAUCCAGCGCGGUAAACAUAAUGCUUCUCCGACUCCUAUGGCCGAAACGCAGACUACUGGCACAGCUCUUACGAGGCAGAACCUGCAAGUGGCGAUACCAGCAGCUGCAGGUGCGGCUGCAGCUUCUGCGACACUUAUUGACUACACACCUACUUCCGAGACAUCAGGUAUGGACUUCUCAUCGUCUACACUGAAUCCUACCGAGGAGGUCGAGCGACCCCUUUCACGGUCGUCGAGUCAUACCGAGGGUUAUUCAGAAAUACUUUUUGCUCAUCCGGGUCCUUCGCCGAAUGAGAUUGGCCGCGAUAUGAGAUCACCGUUCUCCGAUCUGUCGGAUUUGGAUUCUACUGGCGCCGAACACCACGAGCGACCGUCUACGCCGUCAACGGCUGGUAGCUUCAGUCAGAUUUAUGAAUCCGCUGCGGACGAAUGGUCAGAUGGCACGUUGAGUGACCAUGGACGGUCGACGCAAGGAGUCGCCACCCCAGCCAGCUGGUCGGAGGUGGGCAGCGUAGUCAGCAACGAGGAUUUGCACAAUCGCUUGUAGGCAUGUGGGAAAAUUUCUAUAGAAUAAUUCCGAUAUUGGACAGGCUUGCUUGGAGGAUGGCGCGGUAUGGACGGGACGGGUGUCUCGGAGUUCUUUCGAUUUUUGCUGAUUAUGCUGCAAUUUCACAUGGCUUUGUAGAAUUUAAAUUUAGUCCAAGCUUCCAUACAUCGCUUUAGUUUAGUUGCAGACUAAAAACCAAUCCAAGGAGCUUGGCGAUUAUUAAUGAUUUAAUGGUCGGAUUAAUCUUAGUCUGGUUAAGGGUUAGUUAAUAUGGGGAAAGCAGAACGAGCCUCGGCUCUUCCUCGGUUGCUGGUGGAAAAGGUCGCCUUCGCUCU
Molecule: messenger RNA, 1800 nt
Organism: Aspergillus pseudonomiae
Lineage: Eukaryota; Fungi; Ascomycota; Eurotiomycetes; Eurotiales; Aspergillaceae
Exons: 2
Coding region: 488-1465 (325 amino acids)
Source: RefSeq, a predicted model, not a curated record